Messenger RNA from Nematostella vectensis (starlet sea anemone), 865 nucleotides. RefSeq names its product gamma-interferon-inducible lysosomal thiol reductase. Lineage: Eukaryota; Metazoa; Cnidaria; Anthozoa; Actiniaria; Edwardsiidae. Gene Ontology annotation, molecular function: oxidoreductase activity, acting on a sulfur group of donors, disulfide as acceptor. The transcript has a single exon. The record is from RefSeq and is a predicted model, not a curated record. Bases 80 to 754 code for a protein of 224 amino acids.
CAGCAAGCGAUCAGAUGUUCUUAUAGUUCAUACUAAAGGUCCUCGAAGGCAUUUCGGUCCUCUUAAUCCUAGAGAAAACAUGGCAUACGUGAACGCAGUUUUCGCCGUCGCGCUGAUAGCCGGGGUUUUCCCUGUCUAUUCCCAAGCGGCGCCUAAAGUCAGUAUUGCGCUCUAUUACGAAAGCCUAUGCCCCGGUUGCCGGGCUUUUAUAAGCGACCAGUUGUACCCUACUUACCAGAAGAUAGGCGAGAUCAUGGACAUCACUUUGGUGCCUUACGGCAACGCACAGCAGUACAAGUACGGCAACAAAUGGGUGUUCAGCUGCCAGCAUGGUCAGGGGGAGUGUGAGGGAAACAUCAUAGAGUCGUGUGCCAUCAAUAUCUUGCAGAAUUUAACCACGUAUUUCCCAUUCAUUCAUUGUUUUGAGCAAUAUAUCAGCUCGUCUAACCCGAGCAGUACGGCCCGCUAUUGUGCUCAGCUGCUGAGGAUUGAUUACACGCCGAUUGAUAAGUGCGCUAGCGGUCCACAAGGAAACCAGUUUGAGCACGACAUGGGAGUGAAGACAGAAGCGCUGGAGCCACAACAUCAGUUUGUGCCUUGGGUAACGAUGAAUGGGAAGCACACAGAAGAAAUCCAGAACGAAGCGACGACAGAAUUGCUGAAGCUUGUGUGCGAUUCGUACCAAGGAGCCAAACCGGCCGCUUGUACCCGGACUCAAGCACUUCGCAGCUACAAGGACGACACGAAGAACUAGACUUUCACUGAAUAAAUUCUGGGGGGAUGAGGGUUGUUUUGAUGAAUUUUUAUUCCUUGUACUUUUUAUCAAUUAAAAAAGAUGAAAUAAAGAAUUUAUUGUUGCCUUGUU